AUGCAUGAUGACCUCUCGAUUCACAAGAAUGUACGAGAUACCUUGACUAUGCUUGAGCUGACAGCAAAGUUUGAUUGUCUAGAAUGGGCAUCACAAUCCGUGCAGUCAAGUGUUUCCUCGGCAGGUGAGAUUCAGAAGCUCUCUUUGCUAUCGGAAGCAUACAGAACUGCUGCCGUGCUGUAUGGAAAACGAGUCCUCCGUGCUUUCAAGACAUCGACCAGGACGAUAGCAUCUGAUCGUGAGGAGUUGAUGUUGCGGUUGCUUGGCGUGAUUGACUCUCUCAAAUGCGACCCGGCGUUGUUCAAGUGCCUACUCUGGCCUACCUUCAUCACCGGUCUCGAAUGCCAGACUCAUGGCGAGCAACAGGCGGUCAUUGGAUUUCUCAAGAUGCUUUGGGAUCUUACCUUUUGCUUGAAUGUGAUAAACGCAUCAAAAAUCCUGCGUGGUCAUUGGAAGCGAAGGCAUCUCGAUGGCAAUUUGGAAUCGAAGAAAUCCGACUUCUAUGUAAUAGAACAAGGCUGGCUACUUAUUUGA
This is a messenger RNA of Penicillium verrucosum, 534 nucleotides long. RefSeq lists its product as uncharacterized. The record is from RefSeq and is a predicted model, not a curated record. The transcript has a single exon. The coding region runs from base 1 to 534 and encodes 177 amino acids. NCBI's taxonomy places the organism in Eukaryota, Fungi, Ascomycota, Eurotiomycetes, Eurotiales, Aspergillaceae.